Rotaria sordida is the source of this 826-nucleotide messenger RNA. The record is from the annotation of a GenBank genome assembly. NCBI's taxonomy places the organism in Eukaryota, Metazoa, Rotifera, Eurotatoria, Philodinida, Philodinidae.
AGGGAUUGUACUAACAGAUUUUUAUUUAUAAUUUUGUUUAGCCAAUGCCAAUCAUUUAAUGAGUCCACUUCAACCAACACCUACUGCUUAUAAUCCAAUGGUAGGUGCUACAGCUACUCCAUAUGGUCAUCCAUAUGCUUCAGCUCAUCCUCCUCCACCACCACCUAUUCAUGGUUUACCUCCAACACAUUUGCAAUCUCACCAACAACAAAAUCCUCAUAUGAUAUCUGUUCAAAAUGGUCCAGUUAUUCUUGUAUCAAAUCUUAAUGAAGAUAUGACGACUCCAGAGUCCUUAUUCACACUAUUCGGUGUUUAUGGUGAUGCGCAUCGGGUAAAAAUUUUAUUUAAUAAAAAAGAUUCAGCAUUAAUUCAAUAUGCUACAGCACAGCAAGCAGCUGUUGCUCAUCAAAAUCUUGAUCAUAUAACAAUGUUUGGAAAACAAAUACGAGUUUCAUUUUCAAAACAUCAAUUUGUACAAAUGCCAAAAGAUGGUACAUCGGAUGCGGGUUUAACAAAAGAUUUUACAAAUUCUCCGUUACAUCGUUUUAAAAAACCAGGAUCAAAAAAUUAUAAUAAUAUUUUUCCACCUGGUACUGUUCUACAUUUAUCAAAUAUUCCUACUGAAACAAGUGAAGAAGAAAUUCGAAAAAUAUUUUCACAAUAUGGAACAAUAAAACGAUUUAAAUUUUUUGAAAAAGAUCGUAAAAUGGCCUUAAUUGAAAUGGAUACAAUUGAACAAGCUAUUGCUGCAUUAAUUAAUACACAUAAUUAUCGUUUAGCGGAUUCAAUGCAUCUUCGUGUUUCGUUUUCCAAGAGCAAAUUGUAA